Messenger RNA from Esox lucius (northern pike), 496 nucleotides. It is a transcript of the gene atp5if1b, whose product is annotated as ATP synthase inhibitory factor subunit 1b. The record is from RefSeq and is marked provisional. NCBI's taxonomy places the organism in Eukaryota, Metazoa, Chordata, Actinopteri, Esociformes, Esocidae. Gene Ontology annotation, biological process: negative regulation of ATP-dependent activity. Gene Ontology annotation, cellular component: mitochondrion. Gene Ontology annotation, molecular function: ATPase inhibitor activity.
AGUGAAUUUUGGAUUUUGGGACAACAUGGCUGGAUUUUUAAGACCUGGCGUCAGGAGUAUCUUCACCACGCCGAUGAGGAUGGCAUCAGACCAGCUGGGCGAGUUGGGUAAAGGUGCCGGGAAAGGAGGCGGUGGAGGAGGCACGAUCAGAGAAGCAGGAGGAGCCCUCGGAAAAAAACAGGCUGCCGAGGAGGAAAUGUACUUCAGACGUAAAGAGCAGGAACAGUUGGCUGCGCUGAAGCAGCACCAUGAAGAGGAGAUUGACCACCACAAGAAGGAGAUUUCGAGGCUGCAGAGUGAGAUUGACCGCCACAAGGGAAAAAUUAGGAAGCUUAAGCAUGAUGACUGAUGUUUUCUCUAUUCAAAUAAAGCUUGGUUUUCUUUUUUUAUCGCCAAGCCGUAGUGGUAACCUGCACUUUCUCUCUGGGGAGAUCUGUAGAUGUGAUUUAUUGGUCUGUAUAUGCUUGAGGUUAUUAAAAAAGAAUAUAUAAAAUGG